GGCAAACAAAAAUAAAUGAAUCACACAACCCACCGCUCAACCACCACCAGCCCCAUCUUCUAAAAUAUUCUAUCUCUUCUUCUCUCCUUUUUAUUUCGUUUAAAUUUAUAUAUCUUCCAAAAUCCUUAGCACAAACAUUAUAUAUAUUCCUCUUCAUAUUUUGAAGAAAAUAUUACUUUUUGUUUUUUGUUUAAUUCUAUAUCUCGUAACUAAAUGGCGAGCGAAGGAGUCGUCGUUGUCGGAGGAGAGAGAGAAGGAGCUGAGAUCGUGUACGGAGCGGAGGAAUGUUACAAGCAAUCAUUGGAGCUUCUGGAGGAGCUAGGGUUUCCGAAAGGAGUGAUGCCUUUGAAGAAUCUUGUGGAGUGUGGAAGAGUUAGAGCCACUGGUUACGUGUGGAUGAAGCAAAACUCUCCUUAUGAGCAUUUCUUCGAAUCCACCAACACUCGCGUUUCCUACGGUCUCGAGGUCACUGCCUAUGUCGAAAAGUGUUGUAUGAAGAAGAUGACAGGAGUGAAGAGUAAGCAGAUGUUUAUGUGGGUACCGAUCGUGGAGAUGAGUAUGGAGGAGCCAAAGAGCAAGAAGAUUUACUUCAAGACUCCUAUGGGAAUCGGCAGGUCUUUUCACGUUACCGCAUUCAUGGACGACGAAGAGAAACGCAACUUUUACUUGGAGAAUCCCAAAAAUUAAACGACGUCCUUUAAUAAUUAAUUGGUUCAUCAUAUGAUUAUUACAUUUUGGGUUGCUUUUUUUUAAUUUUCAGUUUUAUUUUAAUACAUCUUGUAAGGUUUCUCUAUGUCACAUUGCUAUUAAAAUAAUGAUAUACUCCGACACAUUUCUGGGAGCGUUGA
Molecule: messenger RNA, 848 nt
Organism: Camelina sativa (false flax)
Lineage: Eukaryota; Viridiplantae; Streptophyta; Magnoliopsida; Brassicales; Brassicaceae
Source: RefSeq, a predicted model, not a curated record